This is a messenger RNA of Aspergillus luchuensis, 342 nucleotides long. RefSeq lists its product as uncharacterized. Bases 1 to 342 code for a protein of 113 amino acids. The record is from RefSeq and is a predicted model, not a curated record. The transcript has 2 exons. Lineage: Eukaryota; Fungi; Ascomycota; Eurotiomycetes; Eurotiales; Aspergillaceae.
AUGUCCUACAACAAACCUGACCAGCCUCCUCCGUCCUACCCUCCUCCCACCCACGACGCCGGUCCCUACCACCAAGGCGCAUCGCAAGACUACUACCAGCAGGGCGGUUACCCUCAACAAGGCUACAACCAGGGAUAUCCGCCCCAGGGCUAUGGUCCCCCGCCGCAGCAGGGAUACUACGGUUCUCCUCCGCCUCAAGGCCAGCCGAUGUACUAUCCUCCGCCGCAGCAGCAACAAGGUUACUAUGCCGGACAAGACCGGGGCGGAUCCUCGGGUGGUGGUAUCUGCGCGGGUAUAAUGGCUGCAUUGGCUUGCUGUUGCUGCUUGGAUAUCCUGUUUUAA